AUGGUGUUGGUGGUAAACGGAGUCCUGCAAGAGGAGCCUCCGAUCGACAGCCGGUCGCUCUAUGCAGCUCAUCCAAUUUAUCGUGAGACGGCAGCUCAAUUGCAUUCAAUGCCCGCGAAAUUAGUUGGUCCGGUUGGCCUUCUCUAUGUCCAGCAACGAGAAAUGGCGGCAACGCUUCCUCAUGACAAGAACGUGAGUAUUCUUGGAUCAGACGACAUGACCACGUGUAUAAUUGUUGUUGUUAGACAUUCUGGAUCAGGCGCUGUUGCGCUGGCACAUCUUGAUGGUGCUGGUACCGAAGAUGCUGCGGCUGCGAUGAUUCAGAGGGUGACGGAACUCGCGCUCGGGUUUCCUGAAGGCCGGGUUGAGCUCCAGCUCGUUGGCGGAUACUCGGAUCCUAGGAAUUACUCCGAGGAAAUGUUUUAUAAUAUUUUAUCUGCCUUUCACAAGCAACCCAUUGAAAUCGACCUGACACUUUGCUGCGUGGGCGAGCUUAACACCACUGUCAGAGGAGGAAUCCAUUGGCCCGUCAUUUAUGGAAUUGGGCUCAAUGUUAAGACCGGAGAAAUAUUUCCGGCAACCUUCCCGGAUAAGGGUCCUGAUCAAGCUUUAAGGUCUGCGAGGCACUUGACAGGAGGACAGCAAGUUCUAGAUGUUUACGAUUGUGGACUAGGACUCUUGAGAAUCGGACCUUUCAACUACGACCCACUUCGUGGAGUUGAUUUGUGGCUGGCGCAGUCUGAUCAGUUUAUUUUACAACAUUUAUCCACAUCGCCAGAUGUUGAACCACCACAUUUCGUUUCUCAGGUAAGAGCAACAUUAAAAUACAUCCAAGACAAUCAAUUUCCGGCUGUGACAGUUUUCCGAGACAACAGGCCCCACUACUACCGCCGUGAUGAAACAACUGGAGUUUGGCAGCCGAUGCGCUACGACACUAAUUUUUAA
This is a messenger RNA of Cotesia congregata, 945 nucleotides long. The record is from the annotation of a GenBank genome assembly. NCBI's taxonomy places the organism in Eukaryota, Metazoa, Arthropoda, Insecta, Hymenoptera, Braconidae.